GAGGGCCUCUAACGGAGUCGGAGUUGCAGGAUUAGACUGUCCUGAGUCGAACACAUAGUACCUUUUCCAUUUCCAGACAAUAAAAUACCCCGCCAGAGCGCUUGCGUUUUGCACUGCGGUACUCAUGACGUUCUUUUUGGCUUUAGGCGCAACAUGCGCCGCGGUUGUCAGCUUGUGGGUACUGGCGACUUGGGUUCAGAAGUCCAAACUCCGCUAUCCACCUGGGCCUAAAGGACUCCCCUUCCUUGGGAAUGCCCUCGAUAUUGGCCCGCAGAGACCUCAACUUACCUAUGCUCAGUGGGGAAAAACCUAUGGUGACAUCGUCUACACUCCUACCUUUGGUCAAGAUAUCAUCAUCGUGAACUCAGAAAAGGCUGCACGAGUUUUAGCCGACGGGCGGCCUGAAAUCUACUCAGAUCGUUACCGUUCGUCUAUCUACAGAGUUUAUGGCACCUAUCGCAUGACGAUUGUCAUGGAGUACGGGAAUGAGUGGAAGACACAUAGAAGGCUGUUUCAUCUUAGUCUCCGGAAUGACGUUAUUGGCCAGUACAAUGAUUUGUACCUCGAUCAUGCUCGCCAGCUCUUGGACAACCUGUUGCGUGACAGCACAAAUAUCUUUGAGCAUUUUGAUCUGUAUGCUGGUGCCGUCGUGGUUGAGCUAAUAUAUGGUCGGCGAGUAGAGGGGAAGGAUGAUCCUGUCUUCGCGAUGGCCAAUGGCCUAGCUGAAAUGUUGUGCAAGGAAGUGACAGCGAACAGGGUUGUUCUGCUGAAGGUCUUGCCAUUCCUUCAAUAUCUUCCGUCAUGGUUUCCCGGUGCUGGCUUCAAGCGCAACGCAGCCCGAUGUAGAGAUAUGGUCACAAAGAUGGCAGAACUUCCGUUCACUAUGGCAAAGGAUGAAAUGGAACACGGCGUAUUGUCGCACUGUAUGGUCUCCGAUAUGUUGAAGCAUGGCGCAGUGGAGGAAUCGGCGGCGAAGGCUGCAGUUAGCAGUAUCUAUAUAGCUGGGGCCGAGACGACCGCUACUGUAUUGAAAACCGUGGCGUUAGUUAUGAUACUUUACCCGGAUGUUCAAGACGAAGUUCACAAGGAACUAGACGCCGUCAUCGGAAGAGGAACUUUACCGACCUUCGCAGAUAGAUCACGGCUACCGUACCUGCAGGCUGUUUUGUAUGAGGUCAUAAGAUGGAACCCACCCACCCCGCUAGGCCUCCCACAUGUCACAACUGCGAGUGACAUAUAUGAAGGGUAUUAUAUUCCGAAAGGGACUAUGGUGUUAUUCAACUACUGGGCAAUGAAAGACCAUGGCUACGAUGACCCAGACCGUUUUGACCCAACUCGGCACUUGACGUCCGAUGGCCAGCUUAGUCCUCAAGCUAGACAGAACAUCUCGAUCUUCUUCGGAUUCGGAAAGAGAGCUUGCCCCGGGCGGUUCUUUGCCGAACAUUCUCUCUGGGCAGCAACCGCUGUGAUGCUGUCUGCUGUGAAAUUUGGUAAAGCCAGGGAUUCGUUUGGAAAGUAUAUCGAUGUGGAACCUGUUUUUUCGCAUGGUUUGGUUAGGUGAGUGGGGCGUAGACGAUUUAUCCUCAGUUCCGUUGAAAUUCGUACUUUUUAGUUGUCCAGCUCCGUUCCCUUGUUUCAUUACUAGCAGGGUCGUGGACUGGAAGGAGUAGAUGGCUGCCUCUGCCG
Pisolithus orientalis is the source of this 1686-nucleotide messenger RNA. Its product is annotated as cytochrome P450. The transcript is spliced from 13 exons. The coding region runs from base 125 to 1561 and encodes 478 amino acids. Gene Ontology annotation, molecular function: iron ion binding; oxidoreductase activity, acting on paired donors, with incorporation or reduction of molecular oxygen; monooxygenase activity. The record is from RefSeq and is a predicted model, not a curated record. NCBI's taxonomy places the organism in Eukaryota, Fungi, Basidiomycota, Agaricomycetes, Boletales, Pisolithaceae.